AUGAACACCUUACAACACCGAGCCUCACCUGCUUUUGCGGUUACCAGCGCUGGUCUGGUCGGAGCUCGGCCUGCCCGGAAAGCACACCGACACUGCGUAACGCUGUGUCCAACAGACCCCAAAGGUGUCGGAGCGUGUUUUCGGAUACGAUUCCAUAAGCGAACUUGUUCUUUGCGAGCUGGACAAGAGCGAGGCACCCUCAUGAUGACAGAGCCCCUUGCGGCGCAACAGGAGGAGCUAGUGGACUGGCUGCCUGCUGGUGCGCUCGAAAAGGACGUCAUGCGCAAGUUCGAGUACGUGCGCGAUGAACUGAGCAAUAGAGAGCCCCUGUCGUUUCGAUUAAGCUACAUGUCAGAGGCACCGUCGCGAGAUAUCCGUGCCAAGUUGCGAAGACGUCGCGGUCGUCUCUCCGUGGUGGUCGACCUCAAGCGACGUUCAGCAACCUCUGAACCUGCGCGAGAGUUUCACGCCUUGAAUAUGUACGCCGCUGCCGAGAUACUUUCGGAUCUAAGAGCGGAAAUACCACUUGGAAGCAAAUUUGGACUCGACGGGAUUAUGGUUAGCGUCGAUUCGGAACUCUACGAUCAAGACUGUGCAAGUCUAUCAGACUUUGCGCGCCACUGGAGGUAUUUUCACCGAGAGGACCCGAGCACAGCACCCCCUAUCAUCUACAAGGACAUUAUCGUCCACGAACUGCAGCUGGCGGAGGCCGCAGAGGCCGGUGCCAAGGCCGCCUGUUUGGUCGCCGGUGCAUGCCUGCCGGACCUCGAGAAACUCCUGAACGCGGCAUACAUUCUCGGGAUGGAGGUGCUCGUAGAGGUCCAUACGGAAGAGGAGCUGCAGUACGCUUUCGAGGCAGGAGCCGGUAUCUACGUGUUUACGGAUGUGGAUCGCGCUCGUCGACGAGUUGUUAAGGGUCGCGCUGUUGACUUGAUGGACAAGUACCGGGUAGAUUUGCGCAACGCUGGAGCAGUGUGCCUCGGCAGUGGACGCAUUGAGACGCUUGAACAAGUUGAACAGUUACGUGACGUUGGCGCCGACGGCAUCGUUAUCGGUGGCAAGCUCAUGGCUUCGAUCGCAAGAGGCGAUGUGGAAGCGCUCGCCAGUGUCCUGCACUCGCUCCUCGUUGCGGAUCUGUAA
Cyanidioschyzon merolae strain 10D is the source of this 1140-nucleotide messenger RNA. Its product is annotated as similar to indole-3-glycerol phosphate synthase. The coding region runs from base 1 to 1140 and encodes 379 amino acids. Gene Ontology annotation, molecular function: indole-3-glycerol-phosphate synthase activity; phosphoribosylanthranilate isomerase activity. NCBI's taxonomy places the organism in Eukaryota, Rhodophyta, Bangiophyceae, Cyanidiales, Cyanidiaceae. The record is from RefSeq and is a predicted model, not a curated record. Gene Ontology annotation, biological process: L-tryptophan biosynthetic process. The transcript has a single exon.